This is a messenger RNA of Fulmarus glacialis (Northern fulmar), 1320 nucleotides long. It is a transcript of the gene SYNC, whose product is annotated as syncoilin, intermediate filament protein. Gene Ontology annotation, cellular component: intermediate filament. The coding region runs from base 1 to 1320 and encodes 439 amino acids. The transcript has 4 exons. Lineage: Eukaryota; Metazoa; Chordata; Aves; Procellariiformes; Procellariidae. The record is from RefSeq and is a predicted model, not a curated record.
AUGGCAGAGCCUGAGCCCCCUUCAGAGCUGCAGCUGGAUGAAGCCGGAGCACCCUCAACCCCGCAGGGAGCGGCUGCAGGCGCUGCUCCGCACCCGGACAUUUCGCGCAGCCCGUUAGAGCCAGCUGUGGAUGUGGGGGUGACACUCCUGCGCCGGGGCAGCCCAGACGCCUGCCGGGACCUGCAGGCAGACGGCAGGGAUGCUUCCUUGGAGCUAAACAUGCCAGGGCUCCAGCUGGAUGAGGAUGCGGCCAGGGCCAGGAUCCCACUGGACGUGGCAGGAAUCCCGCUGGAUGUGGAUACAGAAGGAGUAGGGAUCCCACUAGAUGUGGAUGUGGAUGGGGCAGGGAUCCUACUGGACGGGGAUGCAGAGGGGGCAGGCAGCCCCCUGGACGCGGAUGGCGUGGAGCAUCAGUGCCUCACCCUCGAAGAGCUGGGGGACUACUUCCAAGAGUGCAUCGAAGCCGUCGAGCAGCUGGAGAAAGAGAGAGACAGCCUGAUCGCGGAGCUCGCCCAGCUCCGGCAGGAGAUCCGCCAGGCCCACGAGGAGAUCCAGGCGGCCUGCCGGCUGCUGGCCAAGGUGGAGCUGGGGAGGGAUAACCUGAAGGAUGAGAUCCGGCAGAUCAAGCAGAAGCUGUUCAAGGUGACGAAGGAGUGCGUGGCUUGCCAGUACCAGCUGGAAAGUCGGCGGCACGACCUCUCCCAGCACGCUGCUUACCAGGGCGAGCUGGAGACCCAGGCUGGGCAGCUCUCCAACGAACUGUCCCGGCUGAAGGAGACCUGUGAGAAGGAGAAGGAGGUUUUGAGGCAACGGCUGGAGAUGCCGCCGUGUCGGCAGGAUAACCUGUACCUGCAGGAGAGCCGCCGGCUUUCCAUGGAGUUCGAGAGCUUCGUGGCGGAGAGCCGGCGGGGUCUGGAGGAGCACUACGAGCCCCAGCUGCUGCGGCUGCUGGAGAGACGCGAGGCGGGGGCGAAGGCGCUGCAGGAGAUGCAGGGGGAGAUCCAGGGGAUGAAGGAAGCCCUGCGGCCCUUGCAGGGGGAGGUCAGCCGGCUGCGGCUGCAGAACCGGAGCCUGGAGGAGCAGAUCGUCCUUGUUAAGCAGAAGCGGGAUGAAGAGGUCGGGCAGUACCGGGAACAGGUUGAGGAGCUGGAAGACAGGCUGAAGGAACUGAAGAACGGGGUCCAGCUCCAGCAGCGCAAGAAUCAGGAACUGGAGGAGCUGAGGACCAGCCUCCACCAGGAGCUCUCCAUCUACAAGAGCUGCCUAGAAAUCUACGGACACCUUUGCAAAUCGGAAGAAAAAGCAGACCAGGACUGUUAG